AUGUCUGCCAUUCCAGGUGUCACACAACCUCCCUACCCGCUCCAUGAGUCUGUCCGAGAUCUGCUGGAUCCCGAAUACGUCAAUUUCUAUGACCAGCAUGUGAUCGACAAGCAACAAGUACAUCUGCAGCCCGUUGCAGCAUCCCGAACCAGCGGUGUUCUCAUCCCAGGCGCGGGUCCGAUGCUGGAGGUUGGGAAGACUCAGGAUAUCACUAUCACGCGUCGUGAGACUCAGGGACCUCCAGUUGAAGUCCGCUGUUUUACCCCCAAGGGCGAAGUACCAGCCGGAGGAUGGCCAGUCAUGCUGUAUUUCCACGGCGGUGGUUGGGUCCUUGGCAACAUUGACACUGAAAACGUGGUGUGCUCUAACCUUUGCGUGCGUGGUAAUUGCGUGGUGGUGACGGUUGAUUACCGUCUCGCCCCCGAAAACCCAUGGCCAGCUGCCGUUCACGAUUGCUGGGAGGCCCUGUUGUGGUUGAAGGCGGAGGGAACCGCCGCGCUGUCAAUUGACACGUCCAGACUCGCGACGGGCGGGUCUUCGGCUGGUGGAAACUUGGCCGCCAUCAUGACCCACAAGGCAUUGACCCUCUCACCCCCAGUCCACUUCUCCGCUCAGUUACUCUCGGUCCCUGUCACGGACAACACUGCCACAGUGGAGAACAAUGAGUCCUACCGCCGAUACGAACAUACCCCCGCUCUACCAUCCCGGAAAAUGAUUUGGUACCGCGACCAUUACCUCCCCAACGAAGCCGAUCGCACCAACCCCGAGGCCAGUCCCCUAUUUUAUGCCACUGGCGGUAGCUGGUCUCAGCUUCCCCCUGCCCUGGUAAUGGUGGGCGAGUUGGACGUGUUGCGGACCGAGGGCGAGCAGUAUGCCGAGAAGCUUCAAAAUGCAGGCGUGGCGGUGGAUUUGCAGGUGAUGAAGGGCAUGCCUCAUCCAUUCUUGGCCAUGGAUGGUGCACUCUCCGAGGGGAAAAGAUGCAUCACACUGAUGUGUGAUGCCUUGCAAAAGGCAUUCUGGGUCUAG
Penicillium verhagenii is the source of this 1026-nucleotide messenger RNA. Its product is annotated as alpha/beta hydrolase. Gene Ontology annotation, molecular function: hydrolase activity. Lineage: Eukaryota; Fungi; Ascomycota; Eurotiomycetes; Eurotiales; Aspergillaceae. Bases 1 to 1026 code for a protein of 341 amino acids. The transcript has 2 exons. The record is from RefSeq and is a predicted model, not a curated record.